CUCCUGAGAAAGGUAAGGGCCAUUCCAAUAUAGCCUCAAGCACAUUGAGGUCUUCAAUCACCAAAAAUGGUAACCACUGUGGCUUCUUACAACGUCACUCCAUAUCAACCAACUCCCAAUGAUCCUUUAUGGCUAUCAGAUAGCGACCAACUUGGGGCCCUAGGCCAUGUAGCCACCAUCUACAUUUACAAAGCAAAACCCAACAGCGACACCAUUGAGAGGUUGAGAAACUCUCUUAGAAAGCUUUUAGUGUACUACUACCCAGUAGCUGGCAGGUUGAGCUUGACAAAAAGUGGUCGAAUGGAAGUGAAUUGCAACGCAAAGGGAGUGACGUUGAUUGAAGCUGAAACAACAAAAACAUUUGGUGAUUAUGGAGACUUUUCAGCAUCCAAGUCGACCGAUGAACUUAUUCCAAAAGUUGAUGAUACUCAACCUACAGAAGAGAUUCCCUUACUGCUACUGCAAAUAACAAGGUUCCAUGGUGGUGAAGGCCUUUCCAUUGGAGUUCUUUUCUCUCAUCCUUUGACUGAUGCGACUGGCCAGAUUCACUUCAUGAACAAAUGGGCAAAGCUGACUCGAGGAGAAGAACUAAACCCUGAUGAAAUGCCAUUUCUCGAUCGAACACUACUCAAAUUAUUACCAAAUCAGGCAUCAGUUCCAAGCGUUAAACUCCCAGAGUUGAAGCCUGCACCACAAACACCAGGAAAAGAGCAGAAGAAGAGAAGUGCUGCAUUGCUAAAACUCACAUCAAGCCAGAUACAGAGGCUAAAGAAGAAGGCUAAUGAUCACCCUUCAAAAGAAGGGUCCAAACCUUAUAGCAGAUUUGAAGUUGUUGCUGCUCAUAUAUGGAGAUGUGCAACUAUGGCUCGUGCUGAAUCUGGUGAGAAUUCAAACCAACCAAUUCUAGUUCGGUUUAGUGUUAAUUUUCGCAAUAGAUUGAAACCACCUCUCCCUCAGAAUUAUUUUGGGAAUGCUUUGGCAAAAGUAGCGACACCUGAAUGUUAUGAGGGAGAUAUCAUAUCAAACCCAUUAGGAUUCGCUGCUCAAAAGAUAAGGGAAGCAUCUCAUGCAAUUACUGAAGACUUUUUAAGGUCACAAUUAAAUGUUGGUUUAGGCAAAUGGCAAUUGGACAACAUUAGGGCUUUUUUCAUGAGUCAACGACACCUUAUAAAUACGCCCUCUGCUGGGGAUCAUAACAUUUUUCUCACAAGCUUGAUGACCAUGCCAGUGUAUGAAUCAGAUUUUGGCUGGGGAAAGCCUGUGCAUUAUGGUUUAGCAAGUCUGUUUCAGGUAAAUAGGGCAGGAAUUCUUCCAAGCCCAGAUGGAGAUGGUGUUAUUGUUAACAUAUUUUUCCAGGAAGCACUUAUGCAGCUUUUCAAAAAGUUGUUCUACGAGGAUUUGUAUGUAUCCUCAUUAUAGCACAUAUGGAGCUAUGAAAUAUUCUGUUAGCUACUAUCAUGGUUUUAAAUUGUGGUUGCAAUCAGGAUCGUGAUGAGUCAAAAUCUUUACAUUAUGGAUAAUUACGGAAAAAUAUGACUGAUGCCAUAUCAAUUCCGGUCAUAAUAUGACUGUGAAGUGUCAAAAUACCUUGGCGUUACGAUCACAAUUUCAGUCGUGGAUCAGAAUUUAAAACCAUGACUACUGUGUAAUUGAGGACUUCUACUAUGUUUGCAGUUUUAUUUUAAAGUCUGUUUCCUUGUUUUUAGAUGUUGAUAAUGUGUUGUGUGUUUUUUUAAUUUACAUGUGAUCUGUAUUCCAUGUGAUGAAUAAUGUUCUUAUAUUGCAAAUGCACUGGAGAUAACACUCUUGAAUGA
Molecule: messenger RNA, 1814 nt
Organism: Glycine soja
Lineage: Eukaryota; Viridiplantae; Streptophyta; Magnoliopsida; Fabales; Fabaceae
Product: spermidine hydroxycinnamoyl transferase-like
Exons: 1
Coding region: 67-1419 (450 amino acids)
Molecular function (GO): acyltransferase activity, transferring groups other than amino-acyl groups
Source: RefSeq, a predicted model, not a curated record